UUGUUUUUUCUUCCAUCAUAUUGUAUUAUUAGUAGGACAAAAAGAUGUUAUAUUUAUACUGGAAAACAAUUUAAAGAUCCAUAUUUUAAUUUAAACAGAUUUUGUACACAUAGUAAUAAAGCUAGAUCUCAAUUUAUAAUAGGAGGAGAUUUGGAAGAUCCACCUCCUAUAGUUAGCGAAAUACAGACCGACGAAUCCAAAAGGUUUGUAGAUGACUGUUUGAAAAAGGAAUUGUCUAUAAACGAAGCUAUAAACCUUUUAAAUGACGUUCCUGAUAAGGAUGAUGAUUUAAUUUUGGAUAACCUUUUGAAUGAAAACAGGGAUACACAGUUAAACCUUAACACUGAAAUCACAGACGAAAAUAAAAACCACCUAAAUUUAAAGGAUAUAGAGUCACCUCCAGAAGAAGAUAACAUUCCCGAGGUUGAUAUUGGACUAUUAAGCAAUUCAGAAAUGUCUAUAAUUUACGAAAUUAUGAAGGAAAAGGUCAAAAAACAGGGAAGCGAUUAUAAAUCAGCUGUUUUAAAGAUAGUUGAGGACGAUCCUGUCAAAUACAAUAAAGAAGAGAUUAUGAAACAGUUUGACCAACUGGAUGAGUUUGCACAGCUGUUUUUGGAACUAAAUAAUAAUGUCAAUAGAGACCCUUUGGAUUUGCAGUGGGUCACAAACAUUGAAUCGAAAGUAUACAGAUUUUUAAAGGAAAAGAAUUACACACUAUCAACUUGUACCUGGACAGAGGACUCCUUGAAUAUAACUUUAAAGGAACGGAAUCUCCCUGAAAAGGAAAUCUCAGAUAUUCACGAUCUUCUACAUUCUUUUAUUGAGAACAUCGCACGCAGGGAAUCAUUCAGAGGAUUGACCAACAUAGGAUUAAUGGUAUCAGGAAGUGAUCCUUAG
Messenger RNA from Theileria orientalis strain Shintoku, 897 nucleotides. RefSeq lists its product as hypothetical. The record is from RefSeq and is a predicted model, not a curated record. The transcript is spliced from 3 exons. Lineage: Eukaryota; Apicomplexa; Aconoidasida; Piroplasmida; Theileriidae.